CCGGAAUGAGCAUGCGCAGAAGCAAGGCGAGCUGGGGGCCGGUACUUAGCCGCAGGCGCAGGCGCAGAAGCCGCAGACCGGUCCUUGGUUCAUUUUCUCGUUUCCUGGCUUCCUUCACCUUCUUCCCGGACCCUGGUUACGGCCGCAGGUGACCUUCACCCCAGUCCCCAAGUGGGCGGGUGACAGGCAACUAUGGAAAAUGCUCAAGGUACUAACCAAAACAUGACUGAGAAGUCUCCUCCAGCUGAGAUGGGAACUGAGAAUAUCAUUCAACCAGUGACUCAGGACCAAGGGCAACUCCUUUUUCAUGAGGAAACCAUUGAUCUUGGUGGAGAUGAAUUUGGGUCUGAAGAGAAUGAGACCAUAUCAGAAGAUUCUAGUAAUUUCAUUGAUAAGCUUAAUGAACACAUGAUGGAGAGUGUCCUCAUUUCUGACUCUCCUAAUAAUAGUGAAGAUGAUGUGGGUGACCUUGGUUGUUUGCAGGAGGUUGUAGAACCUAUAGAAGGCAAAGCUGAUCAAGGACUGGAAAAUACCAUAGAUGAAGAAACCGAUACUCUGAGUAAUGACAGUGAAACUGAUCGUGAUGAUACACCUAAGGAUGUCUCUGACAUGACCUCUGAUAGCAGAACCUCUUUGAAAGAAGACCCAACACAAGAAGUAAUUAAAGGUAUGCCCAUAUUUGAAAAUGAAGAUGCACUGGACUCAGCCCCAAGUGAUGAAAAAACUAAUCCAGAAGAGCAGGUAUCAGAAAUAUCUUCUAGUCAGUCUUCUAAAGAUGAGCCUAUCCCUGUGUGUACCAUUUUCAGCCAAUCAAAUACAACUAAUUCCCAGCCUCAUUUGUUUCUUCAUGAUGGCUUUGAGUCUCAGAUGGUAAAAUCUCCUAGUUUCAGCAGUGCAAGUGAAACUUCAGCCAAGACACCCCCUCAGGUGGUUCAGCCAAGUCCCAGCCUGAGUAAAUUUUUUGGAGAGACGACCAAUACAAAUUCCUUGGCUUCAGACUUCUUUGAUUCAUUUACUACUUCCACUUUCAUUUCUGUCAGUAAUCCUAAUGCAGGCUCUUCAGUUCCAGAAAAAUUGUCUUCACUCACUACUCCAGUGGGAGAUAAAUCUCCCAAUUCUGCUGAUCCUUCUUACUCUGCAGGGAUAGAAAGCUCAGAAUUGGGUGUUUCUACAGCUUCUGCAGAAAUUCCUCAGUCUCCAAAACCAUUUUCACAGAUACAGACUGUGUUUGCAGGAAGUGAUGACCCCUUUGCCACAGCCCUGAACAUGAGUGAAAUGGACCGAAGAAAUGAUGCAUGGCUUCCUAGCGAGGGAACCAAGAAUGUUUUGAUUUCAGUAGCUACCCAACAGUAUAGCACAGUGUUCAUAGACAAAGAGAAUCUCACCAUGCCAGGCUUAAAGUUUGACAACAUUCAGGGAGAUGCAGUUAAAGACUUAAUGCUUCGCUUCCUGGGUGAACAAGCUGCAGCAAAAAGACAAGUCUUAAAGGCCAACUCAGUAGAACAAUCUUUUGUUGGAUUGAAACAGCUAAUUAACAGCAAAAACUGGAGGGCAGCAGUUGACCUGUGUGGACGCCUCCUUACAGCCCAUGGUCAAGGCUAUGGCAAGAGUGGGCUGCCUACCAGUCAUACGACAGAUUCACUGCAGCUUUGGUUUGUGAGACUGGCACUGCUGGUGAAGUUGGGCCUUUUCCAGAAUGCUGAAAUGGAAUUUGAACCCUUUGGAAAUCUAGAUAAGCCAGAUCUUUAUUAUGAAUACUAUCCUCAUGUAUAUCCUGGACGUAGGGGCUCAAUGGUUCCUUUUUCAAUGCGAAUUUUGCAUGCAGAACUUCAGCAGUAUCUGGGGAAUCCCCAGGAGUCACUUGAUAGACUGCACAGAAUGAAAACCAUCUGCAACAAGAUCCUAACAAAUUUGGAACAAGGCUUAGCAGAAGAUGGGAGCAUGAGUAACAUUACGCAAGAGAACAGACAAGCCUCUAUUCAGCUGUGGAGGUCACGUCUGGGCCGGGUGAUGUACUCUAUGGCAAACUGUCUGCUAAUGAUGAAGGAUUACGUGCUUGCUGUGGAGGCAUAUCAUUCCAUUAUCAAAUACUACCCAGAACAGGAGCCUCAGCUGCUGAGUGGAAUUGGACGGAUUUUCCUUCAGAUUGGAGACAUAAAAACAGCUGAAAAGUAUUUUCAAGAUGUUGAGAAAGUCACACAGAAAUUGGAUGGACUACAGGGUAAAAUAAUGGUUUUAAUGAACAGAGCUUUCCUUCACCUCGGUCAGAAUAACUUUGCAGAAGCCCACAAAUUCUUCACAGAAAUUUUAAGGAUUGAACCAACAAAUGCUGUGGCUAACAACAAUGCUGCUGUGUGUCUGCUUUAUCUGGGGAAACUGAAAGAUUCCCUCCGGCAGCUGGAAGCAAUGGUUCAGCAGGACCCCCAGCACUACCUGCACGAGAGUGUGCUUUUCAAUUUGACAACCAUGUAUGAGCUGGAGUCAUCCCGGAGUAUGCAGAAGAAGCAGUCUCUGCUCGAGGCGGUCGCUGCCAAAGAAGGGGACAGCUUUAACACGCAGUGUCUCAAGUUAGCCUAGAUCAUUUAAUUGUGUCAAGUCCCUUCCUGAAUGAGUAGGUGUUUUGUAAACUGUAUAUAUUGGAGCUAAUAUAUUAAUGUGACUCUGAUUCAAUAAAAUCUCUUUCAUUGCUGUUGGGAAAAGCAUCUUCUUGAUCAUGAGCCACGAAACAGGCUUAGACUGUCCUGGCAGUUUGUUGAACUUUAGCCAGCUUAAUCCCUGAAGCUUUGCCACUAUUGAUGAAUAAAAGGGAGUAAACAUACUAUUAGAAUGGUGUUCAUAGAUAGAGAAAAUCCAUAUUAUGCAUUGGAUCCCUUUUGUUUAUUCUCAGAAGCUAGCCUGCUUCGUUUAUUAAUUCCUGAAUAUCCUCAGAGAAAAGCUGAGAAAUGUAAUAAACCAUUCUCACUGUAUCCCUAAAUGUUCUAGAGGAUUUAUAAAUAAUGGAAGAGGAAAAUCAAACAUAGAUUGCCAUUCAUCUUCUACCUUUCAUUGCCUCCUCCCAUACCCCAAAACUAAGUGCAUCAAUUUUGUUCAUCUGAUUGUUUUUCAGCCUUCUGCUGAAAACCUUGGACAAGCCUUGUGAUGGGUGAAAGAAUCCAUCAUUUC
Choloepus didactylus (southern two-toed sloth) is the source of this 3162-nucleotide messenger RNA. RefSeq names its product trafficking protein particle complex 12 (gene TRAPPC12). The record is from RefSeq and is a predicted model, not a curated record. NCBI's taxonomy places the organism in Eukaryota, Metazoa, Chordata, Mammalia, Pilosa, Megalonychidae. Gene Ontology annotation, molecular function: protein binding. The coding region runs from base 193 to 2577 and encodes 794 amino acids. Gene Ontology annotation, cellular component: Golgi apparatus; TRAPP complex. The transcript is spliced from 12 exons.